AUGAAGCUCGUUGUUGUCCUCGCUCACCUUCUGGGCCUCGCCGUGGCACUCGAGUCGACGGGGCUCGAGCGUCGGGCGAGACAUCCGCACAAGCGGACCUCCAGGCCCAAGAAAUACUCUGGGGCCGCGGCAAUGCGAGCGCCCAACAAGCCCCCCAACUGCCCGAACGAGUACAGAACCUCGCUCGGCAAGCCUUCACAGCACCGGGCCAAAGCGGCGCUCAAGCAGGUGCCAGCUGACUUGAUCGACCCUGACGUGCAGCGGCGCCGCGAGAGUUUCAAGGCCAUGCAGAGGCUGCGCAGUCAGGCCCAGGCCAGCGACUUCUAUGAGUGCACGAACCCGAGCCAAGUCCCGUCCAUUGCCGACUGCGACGUCGUUGUGGAGCAGGUCUUGUCCACCAGCGACGAGCUCGUCGUCACGGCGAACUCGUGCCUCACCUUCUCGUACAACACCUGCCAGGCCUUUUUCUGCUCGCUCUGCGAGACGCUGAUCACCACGACCGACUUCAUCGGCAACGAGCUCGACACCACCGAGGCGCUUUGCUUGCAGAACGGACAGGCCGGCACCAUCGUGGGCGAGGACGCGCCCCAGUGGGAUGCCGGCUUCACCUACGAAGGGCAGCCCCUGCCGACGUAUGACGUGUGUUGA
Messenger RNA from Thermothielavioides terrestris NRRL 8126, 648 nucleotides. RefSeq lists its product as uncharacterized. The record is from RefSeq and is a predicted model, not a curated record. Bases 1 to 648 code for a protein of 215 amino acids. The transcript is spliced from 2 exons. Lineage: Eukaryota; Fungi; Ascomycota; Sordariomycetes; Sordariales; Chaetomiaceae.